AUGGCACGAACACAAGCAUCGCGGAGAGCUCAGAGUAGAUCUCAAGCAAUAGCCCAGGCACCAGGUCAGGCUCAAGCCCAAGCCCAGCCUUCAGCCCAAACUCCAACACAAAGUUCAACCCAGCCUGCACAACAAACGCAGGCGCCUGAUCAGGGCCAACCAGCCCAGCAGAACCAAGGCCCAGCCAAUAAUCGCCCGGCCCGUCACAUCUCUGGACCUCAAUCAGCCUUGACUGAUUAUUUGGCUUCCCAUAACAUAUCUGCAAACCAGAUCCGUCGUGAUGCUGACAGGCGCCGUGCUGCUGCUGCACAGAGCCAACAAGCUCAGCAAGAUGAAGAUGACGAAGAAGCCGGCCCAUCGACCGGGCCCAAUCCUGACUCCCGCAAUGAGACGGCAGCAGAGAAAGCUAAGCGCAAGAAGAAGGAGCAACAGGCCAUUGCCAAGAUCAAGGCCUCCAAGGCCUUCAAGAAGCGAAAGCGUGCCGCUGAGGAUUCAGAAGAUGAAGAUGACAUCGCUCGAGCUUUGCUGGAACAGAUGUCUCAGCCCAUGCCUGGCCAGUUUGACAACUGUGACAUCUGCCAGAAGCGCUUUACAGUUACACCGUAUUCUCGUCCUGGGCCUAACGGCGGCCUUCUUUGCGCCAAAUGCAGCAAAGAUGCUGCCGCCGACGACAAGCAUGCCAAUAAGAAGCCUCGCAAGGCUCCCGCAGGAGGGGGUGGACGUCGUAAGGUUCAAAGCAACAUUCUAGACGGCACCUACCAUACCGGCGCGAAAAGGUUGACAACACUGUGUAUUGAGACGCUGGCCAAGAAUGUCGACCUUGCCGAUAGCUUGGGUGAGCUCCCUGACCAUAUUGUGGACAGAAUUGCUCGGCUGUUCUCCAAACGUCGACUCCUCAACCCCCAGACUUUGGCGCUAUUUCUUCAGCCCUCAACCUCCUUCAUCAACAUCUAUGAUGGCGCCAAGCUGACUACAGAUGACUACAUGAGCAUUUUCCAGGUUGCCAGUAAGCUUAAGGAGUUUAAGUCUCGCAAUGCGAUCCAGUUCAAGGACUCGGUUAUGGACUACCUACUGGAUCGCGAUACGCAGCUCAAAUCCUUCUAUCUCCAUGGUGCCAACCUUCUCAGCGACGACAUGUGGGCCAGGCUCAUUAAGGAGAGGGGUACUCACCUAAACACUAUUCGGGUGUAUUAUACAGACAGGCAUUUUGGAGACGAGAUAUUGGCUUUGCUUCCAACCAACUGCCCUAACCUCACUCGCCUCAAAGUUUACCAUAAUCAAAAAGUUACCAACAUCGGUAUCGAAGAGAUUGGUAAAAUAAAGAGCCUGAAGCAUUUGGGCCUCCACCUGCAACAUCGGAUCGAUUCCAAAGUCAUGUCAUCCACAAUUCUCAGCAUCGGAGAACACCUGCAGACACUUUCCCUACCACUUUUUCUUGACGCCACCGAUGAGGUCCUUGCUGCUAUCAAAAAUUCUUGCCGCUCUUUGAAGAAGCUUCGAAUUAGGGACAGCGACAGGCUGACCGAUGCUGGCUUCGUCGACCUUUUUACCGACUGGGAAAAUCCGCCACUCGAGAAGAUCGAUUUUGAGAAGUGCCGUCAUGUGGAUUCCAAUAAACCCCGAGAAAACCCGUCCGACAUUGGUCUCUGUUCUAAUGGUUUCCGUACUUUGAUGAAGCACUCUGGGCGUAAACUCAAGGACUUAAAUGUACACGGUUGCCGACAUAUCACGCGAGAGGCUCUCGAGGAUGUCUUCUCGGAAGAGAAUAGCUACCCGGACCUCCUUAAACUUGAGAUCAGUUUUCUAGAGGAGGUCGAUGACUUUGUGGUUGGUUGCGUGUUCCGCAGCUGUCCAAACAUCAAGGAGGUCAACGUAUUCGGUUGUAUGAAGGUCAAAAAUGCUCCAGUACCAAGGGGCAAAGUUUUGGUUGGCGUACCGAAUGCAGUGGGCAUGGUUAUCGAAGGUUCUGCCGAUUAA
Colletotrichum truncatum is the source of this 1977-nucleotide messenger RNA. RefSeq names its product DNA repair protein. Gene Ontology annotation, cellular component: SCF ubiquitin ligase complex. Gene Ontology annotation, biological process: SCF-dependent proteasomal ubiquitin-dependent protein catabolic process. The record is from RefSeq and is a predicted model, not a curated record. NCBI's taxonomy places the organism in Eukaryota, Fungi, Ascomycota, Sordariomycetes, Glomerellales, Glomerellaceae.